UGAAGCGGGAACCGUACGACUUCUCGGCUCACAUCUACUUCGACGACGCCUUCGAGAGGAAGGGAGAUCGCAUGGUGGUCAACCAGUUCGUGACCAGCCUCACGGACGUCAUCGCCGAAGUGUGCCGGUUUUUUGAAAAAAACUCGAACAAUCCACAAGAGGCGCCCUCAAUGGAGAGGACUCAGACGCCGUACGGAGCGCGACUCUCCUACAAACUCCCGCACGGCAACUCGCUGUAUGUGCACCUCAAGGACAAGGAGAUGAUCCGCCACCGCAAGCGCUGGUCCCAGGUAAUGUACUUGUACUACCUCCUUGGCUGGAAGAUCUACCGCAAGAUCCACGAAGUUAAUAAAGAUGAACAAGAGGAAUGGGUGGAGAGGAGGAAGCGCAACACCUACGUGCUGGCCUUGGAUGGAGACACGGACUUCUACCCCUCGGCGCUCUCCAUGCUGGUCGACCGACUCAGGAGGGACCCCACCGUUGGCGCCGCCUGCGGGAGAAUUCACCCGACGGGCGUGGGGCCGCUCGUCUGGUACCAGAAGUUCGAGUACGCGGUAGGACACUGGCUGCAGAAGACGGCCGAGCACGUGCUGGGCUGCGUUCUCUGCAGCCCUGGCUGCUUCAGCCUCUUCCGAGCCAAGGCCAUCAUGGACGACAACGUCCUCAAGACCUACACCACGGUGGCCACCGAGGCCCUGCAGUACAUCCAGUAUGACCAGGGCGAGGACCGCUGGCUGUGCACGCUGAUGCUGCAGCAGGGCUGGCGCGUUGAGUACUGUGCCGGAUCGGACGCCUACACCAACGCCCCGCAGGAAUUCAAGGAGUUCUUCAACCAGCGGAGGCGUUGGGGCCCCUCCACGAUGGCGAACACCUUCAGCAUCCUGGAAAAUGGCAUCCGCACGGCCACGAAGAACCCGUCCAUCUCUCGGCUCUACAUUCUCUAUCAGAUCAUCUACACGGCCACCUCCAUCAUGGGUCCGGCCACCGUCUGUCUCAUGAUUGCAGGUUGCUUCACCUUCGUUUUCAAAAUGGACCAAAACUGGGCACUCCUCAUCGCCAUCGUUCCGCCCGCUCUGUACAUCGCCGUCUGCUUCAAAACGAAGCCCGACACGCAGAUCAAGGUGGCCAUGGUGCUCACCGUGAUCUACAUGUUCCUCAUGACGGGCACGCUGCUCGCUAUGGUCGGCGACAUUGUCAAGAACGGUAUCCUCACGCCCAGCGGCAUCUUCUUCAUCACUCUCGCGGGCAUCCAUCUCAUCGCCGCGGCGCUGCACCCGCGCGAGUUCUCCUGCAUCGUGCACGGAUUCUUGUACCUCAUCUGCAUCCCCACGGGAUACCUGCUGCUGCUCAUCUACUCGCUGGUCAACAUGUACAAUGUAUCAUGGGGCACGCGUGAGACCAAGGCGCCUUCUGAGCCCUCCCACAAGGAGCAGAAGAAGAAACACAAGCAUCGUUGCAAUGGAACGAAAUGCUGUGUGCUGCCACUCGAGUGGGACUGCUUCCAGUGGAGAAUCAGCGUCUAUCCGAAGGAAUACUCGGCGCUGAGUCAGGCAGAUGACAGUUCAAGCCGAGUGGAGUCGUGCGCAGUGGAACUCGACGGAGAGAUGAGCACUCAGACGGAGCAUCCAGAAGGAGUAGAGAGUGAGGAGAGACGACAGGGCAUCGCGAGCACUCGGACGGAACAUCCAGAAGAAGCAGAGAUCGAGGCAAGAGGAGAGGACGUCGCGACCACUCAGAUGGAGCAUCCAGAAGGAGCGGAGACAAGACCAGAGGACAUCGCGAGCACUCCGACAGAUCAUCCAGAAGGAGUAGAGAGUGAGGAGAGACGACAGGGCAUCGCGAGCACUCGGACGGAACAUCCAGAAGGAGCAGAGAUCGAGGCGAGAGAAGAGGACAUCGCAAGCACUCAGACAGAUCAUCCAGAAGGAGCAGAGAGCAAAAGUCGACCUCCAGAGGAAUCAGACACAGACCUCGCCCUCCAUGCCAAAGGGCGCCAUGACCUCGUGUGGCAGCGCCACCAGAAGAUGCAGGUCAUGUUUGAGAAUGUCCUGCCUCAGGGUUACGCCAUCACGCAGAGGUGCAGCCUGGAUCAGGAGGAAGACGAGUUCUGGAAGAGCAUGAUCAGUGACUACCUCAAGCCUCUGGAGGAAGACGACGAUCACAGGAAGCGCGUGAAACAGGAACUCUUCGAGAUAAGAAACAAGGGCACCUUCGUCUACUUCAUGAUCAAUGCACUGUGGCUGGUGGCGACUCUGGCACUGCAGUUCGUGGGAGCCGACCUCUACAUCCACAUCCCGAGCAUGAAGAACGAGGGGACGGUCAUCGACGUGCCACCCCUCGCCUUCAUGUUCCUCAUCACCUUCUCCAGCAUGCUCAUCAUCCAGUUCCUGGCCAUGCUGUACCACAGGUUGUUUACGCUGCUGCACGUGCUCUCCUACGUGGAGUCGUCGUCGUCGGGCCAGCAGUUAAGGAGCAGUGCUGUUGGCCGAGACAACAAAGCAUUCGUAAGCGAUGGAGACGACGAUGAUGACGCUCAGCAGUGCCGUCUCAGAGAGAUUGUCUAA
Molecule: messenger RNA, 2564 nt
Organism: Lethenteron reissneri (Far Eastern brook lamprey)
Lineage: Eukaryota; Metazoa; Chordata; Hyperoartia; Petromyzontiformes; Petromyzontidae
Product: chitin synthase-like
Biological process (GO): chitin biosynthetic process
Cellular component (GO): cell periphery; cell septum
Molecular function (GO): chitin synthase activity
Source: RefSeq, a predicted model, not a curated record